GGGUCCUGCGGCGGGCGGCGGCGGCUGGAGUGCUGGCGGCCGGGCGAAGAUGGCGGACGUGCUGAGCGUGCUGCGGCAGUACAACACGCAGAAGAAGGAGAUCGUGGUGAAGGGCGACGAGGUGAUCUUCGGAGAGUUCUCCUGGCCCAAGAACGUCAAGACCAACUAUGUCAUCUGGGGGACAGGGAAAGAGGGCCAGCCCAGGGAAUACUACACUUUGGAUUCUAUCUUGUUCCUGCUCAAUAAUGUGCACCUUUCCCAUCCUGUGUAUGUCCGUCGUGCUGCAACUGAAAACAUUCCUGUGGUAAGAAGACCUGAUAGGAAAGAUUUGCUUGCAUACCUAAAUGGUGAAACAUCAACCUCAUCAAGCAUAGACAGAAGUGCUCCACUUGAAAUUGGUCUUCAACGAUCCACUCAAGUUAAAAGAGCAGCAGAUGAAAUAUUAGCAGAAGCAAAGAAACCAAGAAUAGAGGAUGAGGAGUGUGUGCGCCUUGACAAGGAGCGCUUGGCAGCUCGGCUGGAAGGACAUAAAGAGGGCAUCGUGCAAACAGAGCAGAUCAGGUCCUUGUCUGAAGCUAUGUCAGUGGAAAAAAUCGCUGCUAUCAAAGCCAAAAUUAUGGCAAAGAAAAGAUCCACUAUCAAAACUGAUCUGGAUGAUGACAUAACCGCUCUUAAACAAAGAAGUUUUGUUGAUGCUGAAGUGGAUGUAACUAGAGAUAUUGUCAGCAGGGAAAGAGUAUGGAGGACAAGAACUACAAUCUUACAAAGCACAGGCAAGAACUUUGCCAAGAAUAUUUUUGCAAUUCUUCAAUCAGUUAAAGCCAGAGAAGAAGGCCGAGCACCUGAGCAAAGACCUGCACCAAACACAGCACCAACGGAUCCCACUUUACGAAAUAAGCAACCUAUUCCAGCUGCCUACAACAGAUAUGAUCAGGAAAGGUUUAAAGGCAAAGAGGAAACGGAAGGCUUUAAGAUUGAUACCAUGGGCACUUACCAUGGGAUGACUCUGAAGUCUGUGACGGAAGGUGCAUCUGCUCGAAAAACACAAACUCCAGCAGCACAGCCUGUGCCACGACCAGUUUCUCAAGCAAGACCACCUCCAAACCAGAAAAAAGGAUCUCGAACUCCCAUAAUCAUUAUUCCAGCAGCCACGACCUCUUUAAUAACAAUGCUUAAUGCAAAGGACCUUUUGCAAGAUCUGAAGUUUGUACCAUCAGAUGAGAAGAAGAAACAGGGCUGUCAACGAGAGAAUGAGACUCUAAUACAGAGGAGGAAGGACCAGAUGCAGCCAGGGGGAACCACAGUCAGCGUCACUGUCCCUUACCGAGUUGUAGACCAACCUCUGAAACUUAUGCCACAAGACUGGGACCGUGUGGUGGCGGUGUUUGUCCAAGGGCCCGCCUGGCAGUUCAAGGGCUGGCCUUGGCUCCUGCCAGAUGGAUCUCCUGUUGAUAUCUUUGCAAAAAUUAAAGCUUUUCAUCUCAAAUAUGAUGAAGUGCGCCUGGAUCCCAAUGUACAGAAAUGGGAUGUAACAGUGUUAGAACUCAGCUACCACAAAAGACACUUGGACAGGCCAGUAUUCCUACGCUUCUGGGAAACUUUGGACAGGUAUAUGGUAAAGCACAAAUCUCACUUGAGAUUCUGAAUCCUUCAGCUGCCAUUCAUUUCCUGAAGUACAGAUGGAAAGAAAUGGAAGGGGCUCCACUUUGGAAACCAGAACUCGCACUGUAUAUGUCAAGAACUUUACAAAUGAGGAAGGGUCACAGUUUAAAUUUUUUUAUAAAAUCUUAUUUGGAUGAUUCAUGCUGUGGCAGGUUGAUACCUGUUGUUAUUCAGAAGCAAAGGGGUUUUGCUUAAAACUAUUUUUUUAAUGUUGUUAGCCUUCUAGUCUGCAAUCCAAAUUGUAUAUUUUGAUAGCAGCAGUUUCUUCUCUGUUUUAAAUCAGCCACAUUUUUAAAUAAUGUGUUUUGUUCCUGAAUAGAUGAUAGCUGGAUCUCCACGGCAGGUUCCCCAUGUGUGUGUGCGUGUGUGCAUGGAUGCGUGUAAAUAAAUGUGUGGGUGUGUCUAUAGAUAUAAUGUACAAAAAAGUUAUAGACACACUGACAUACACAUAGAUAUUUCCAGGCUUUCUAAACCACUUAGCUUCUCAGCUUAGUUUGGGGUUUCUUUGCUUAAUGUUUGACUUACUGAAAAUAUUUUGUUGUGAAUGAUACUACAUUUUAGUCAAUAGGACUUGCAAACUGAGGAAAAUGAAAGUUGUUUUCCAUAAAUCAAAAUGUCAGCCUGUAUAUGUAUAUUCUGUCAGUCUUUGUUGAAAAAGGGAAGAUCAGAAAAUCUAUUAUCACUCUUUUUUAUUUGUAAUGUCCCAGUUUACUAAAUCUUUAAACUUUAUUAUAGGUGUACCUUCAAGUUAUGUUAACUUUAAAUUGCCAUUCACCACACAUCUCUUUCUUUAAACUGAAAGCAUGCAUGUGUACAUUCCCAUCUAGCAAAUACCUUUUCAUAUGAGUCUAAAUGUUACCUAGAUUAAAUGAUGAAUAGAGGAGGAGAGAGUUGGAUUUUUUUUUUCCUGGAACAGCCACCACAAGGAAUGAAUAAUUUUAACUUCUUUGCAUUUAUACCUCUAAUACUAUUUUCUCUUGACAAAAGUGGCCCAUACUUGUCUCCAGGAGUUGUAAUUGUCUGAGCAGAGUGGCUAAUAUGGCCUCUUAAGAGUCCUGCAUUGGAAUGGAAAAUCAGCCUUCUCCAAUUACCAAAGAACAGAUUUGCUUCAUCUAUAGUGUGAGGCCAGAAGAUCCUGGUAUUUGUACCAAAUGCUGUAUUUACAGCAUUUCUGUAUCUAUGGAAUAACAUUAAGUUGAUGUUGCAUACCAGUGAAUGUAGAGAAUGAUCAAAUACUGUAACACCUGCAUGAUUUUUUUCUUGGAUAGGAAAUACAUGUUUAUAUUCCUGUUCUUAAAAUUCAAAACCAUGUUUUUUUAAUAUACUUUUCAUUUAAGGUUUGACAAAAAAUAAAGUGUUCUACCUAUUCUGUUUUGGUUUUUAUUUGAUGUUUACUCCAUUUUUAAUAAAACCCAAAGUCACAUAUCCUUAA
Messenger RNA from Parus major (Great Tit), 3094 nucleotides. It is a transcript of the gene CDC73, whose product is annotated as cell division cycle 73. The transcript has 17 exons. Gene Ontology annotation, molecular function: RNA polymerase II complex binding. Bases 50 to 1645 code for a protein of 531 amino acids. Lineage: Eukaryota; Metazoa; Chordata; Aves; Passeriformes; Paridae. Gene Ontology annotation, cellular component: Cdc73/Paf1 complex. The record is from RefSeq and is a predicted model, not a curated record. Gene Ontology annotation, biological process: transcription elongation by RNA polymerase II; positive regulation of transcription elongation by RNA polymerase II.